Molecule: messenger RNA, 1279 nt
Organism: Cryphonectria parasitica EP155
Lineage: Eukaryota; Fungi; Ascomycota; Sordariomycetes; Diaporthales; Cryphonectriaceae
Exons: 6
Coding region: 172-1071 (299 amino acids)
Biological process (GO): mycotoxin biosynthetic process
Source: RefSeq, a predicted model, not a curated record
GAAGGAAGUGCGCAACGAAACAUCCUUUUGUCCAGCUCCUCAACUUGCUAUCGACCCCUUCCCCCUUUGCACUGCAACAAACCUUCUCCUUAGGAAUAAUAGCCAUCAAGCAAGCAACAAUACCAGGACAGAAAACACAAGUUUUUUCAGAAAUCCCACCAAACUCCAAACAUGUCCUCACUGAUAAAGCAACAAAAGAUGAUGUCCGACCCUACAGACGCAGAGUCGCAACCCCUCAACGCCGCCGCCUGCUAUGCAGACAGUAUCAACAGCGAGGAGGAAGACCUUCCAAUGCUCAACGAUAACUCUCGGCCGUCGAGAGGCAAGAGAGAUCAUCUCCUCCGCACACCACUCCUCAUCGUGGGCGUUCUCCUCUGCACCGGCAUCCUGGGUGCCUGUGUGGGUGCGUUUGUGCGUGGCCGAUUUGCUGACUGGGACGCUGGCUGUGCCGAGUAUACGGCGAAACACUCGCCUGUGAUUCAGGACGUGGAUGUGAAAUACGAUACACAGCUAUUCAACGGGUCCCUCAUGAAAGAGGACAUCUACCGGCAAGGAGCCGGUCCCGAGGUGGAUGCCGCGUGGGAAGCUCUCGGAGUAGACUACCGAGCCGCUAUCAUAUCUGAUGAGGAGGGUCGCAUGAGUGGCCUGACCUCCGCGCAUGUGCAGAGGGCCGAGAAGUAUGGCGGUGGCUUCUUUGUCAACGUCGAGGGAUUACACCAUCUCCACUGUCUUAACCUCCUGCGAAAGUCGCUCUAUUACAAUUAUGACCACUAUAAGGCCAUGGGAAUGCAUGCGUUUGCAAAUGAAGACUAUAUCCUACGGCUUCACGUGUCACACUGCCUCGACACAAUACGUCAAGUAUUGAUGUGCAAUGUCGACACGGGCAUGCUAGGCCAGGUGUGGUAUGACCAGCAAGAUGCCAAGGCGUUUCCGGACUUCAACACGGAGCACACGUGUAAGAACUAUGAUGAGAUCAGGGCGUGGGCUGAGGAGAGACAGGCUCCACCUGCCGAGGAACUACCUUUAGAUUAUAUGAGGACACCGGAAGGCGUGCUGCCCGAGAUCCCUUGAUAACUCCUUUCCGUCUUUGAUUGAGAGAAUGCAAUACAGGGAAGAAGAGCGUUCAUGACAUUGCUUGGCUGUGUCAUGAUCAAUAGAGGACAGGCAGUUCAGCGCCUUCAGCAAUAUUUUGAAGUCUCGGAAUAAUUCAAGCUGCCUUUCAGAUUUUACGUGGCUGAGCAAGGAAUUCAUAUGCAAUUCAAAAAUGAAGCAUCUAUCC